GCGAGACCAAGCUGGCCCAUAUCUCUCGUUCAAUAUUUAUCUCUUACUCGGGCCUGUCUCUCUCGUUGUCUCCCCCGGUCUGGAGUAGAGGUUGAACACGCCUUCUGCCUCCGUCUAAUCUAUACGAUCUAUACCGACAACUAUAUAAUCUUAUAUACUACCACUACACCCACCACCAUGCCGUCAGCGAAACCAUCUCUCCCCCCUCUCAGGACCCCCAAGACCAUGACCUUCCCGUCGGAACUCCGCGCCGACACGGGGUCCAGCCUGUCGGACAACGUCAAGCAUGAAGACGGUGGCAUGUCAACCCCGAUCACGCCGCCGGCAGCCUACACCGAGUUCCUGAAGGCCUUCACGCCGAUCUUCUCCAGUCCAUCCAGUGCCAACGUCAACUUCUCCCGUAUGAGCUUUGAUCGGCCCCCGGCCUACUCGCCGACCUCCCAGCCCGCCAGCGCCCUCCCAGGCGUUUCAUUCUCCAGCUGCUCGUCGGCUUCUUCUGCAGCCGACCAGCAUCCGAAGUCCGCCAAGGAGGCAGAAGACGCAGAAGGCGAACGAGGCGGCCGCAACAUGAGCUGCAACGCUUCUUUACCCCCACCGACCCCCUUCACCGCGCCGCCGGUCCCCAAUUAUCACCACCUGCAACUUCCCCCACCGGGCCCCGUCCGACGGGAUCCCCGCAGUUUGCGUAGUCUGCGCAUCCCGCCCGCGCUACGGUACUCGCCUACGACGCCCGUGUCGGCGGCGGACUACUCCUUCUCUCCGCACAGUGCGACGAUGCUGCGGUCGCCUUACUCGCCGGCGGACUGGAAGCUGCGGUACUAUGAGGGACCGCGCAGCGCGACGACCAGCAGCAAGGUCAGCGUGCGGCAUGUGGUGACGCAUACGGUGACGUACAAGCGAACCCAGCUGGAUGCGCCGCCCAAGGGGAAGCGAAGGAAGUGUCACGAUGAUGAUCGUACUGAUCCGGAGGCAGAGACGGAGGGUGUCCCGGAAAGGAAGAAAGGAGUAGAGAAGGAGGCAGAGAAAGAGAAGAAAAAGGCGAAAGAGAAGGAGGAGAAGGACCAGGCGGAUGAGGAGGCGGGAGAGAAGGAGAAGGAGGAGCCAAAAGAGAAGGAGCCGAAAGAGAAGAAGGGAGAGACGAAGGAAGAGAAGGCUACGAACACCGAGACUUAGGAUCUUUCUUUUGUUUGUUUUGUCAUUGGGAGCACUUUUAACUACUUGAUGGAUGGAUGGAUUGGACUGGGUUUGGCAGGGGAAUCACCGGCUGGCUGGUUAGUUGGCAUGGUAUCUGGCGUUGGCAGCACUCUUGAUUUUCUUUUUCUGUGGUUUCUUUGGAAAACACGGGGUCUCUUUUCUCCCUGGUAUCUGGGAUGCGUGGAGGAAGGACUCUCGUUACGACUAUCAUCUGCAAUGAAUAAUGACACUUUUCUUUUUUCUAU
Molecule: messenger RNA, 1439 nt
Organism: Aspergillus campestris IBT 28561
Lineage: Eukaryota; Fungi; Ascomycota; Eurotiomycetes; Eurotiales; Aspergillaceae
Exons: 1
Coding region: 178-1173 (331 amino acids)
Source: RefSeq, a predicted model, not a curated record